Molecule: messenger RNA, 917 nt
Organism: Puntigrus tetrazona (Sumatra barb)
Lineage: Eukaryota; Metazoa; Chordata; Actinopteri; Cypriniformes; Cyprinidae
Product: splicing factor U2AF 35 kDa subunit-like
Biological process (GO): mRNA splicing, via spliceosome
Cellular component (GO): U2AF complex; spliceosomal complex
Molecular function (GO): pre-mRNA 3'-splice site binding; metal ion binding
Source: RefSeq, a predicted model, not a curated record
AAAUAAAAAAGUCUCCUGCUACAUCUACAGAUGGAAGCGUGCGCGCUCGCUCGUGAUGACGUAGAUCGCAUAUUCGUAUCCGAGUUGAACCGGUCAAGAUGGCGGAGUAUCUUGCAUCCAUUUUUGGUACAGAAAAAGACAAGGUCAACUGCUCCUUUUAUUUCAAAAUUGGAGCUUGUCGUCAUGGAGAUCGCUGUUCUAGAUUGCACAAUAAACCAACUUUCAGUCAGACCAUCUUGAUUCAAAACAUUUACCGUAACCCCCAAAACAGUGCACAGACAGCCGACGCUUCUCGCUGUGCUGUUAGUGAUGUGGAGAUGCAGGAACAUUAUGACGAGUUUUUCGAGGAAGUCUUCACCGAAAUGGAGGAGAAAUAUGGAGAGGUUGAGGAGAUGAACGUGUGCGAUAACCUUGGCGAUCAUUUGGUCGGAAACGUUUACGUGAAGUUUCGGAGGGAAGAGGAUGCUGAGAAGGCUGUAUUAGACUUAAACAAUCGCUGGUUUAAUGGCCAACCAAUACACGCUGAGCUCUCACCCGUUACAGACUUUAGAGAAGCCUGCUGUAGGCAGUAUGAGAUGGGAGAGUGCACUAGAGGCGGUUUCUGUAAUUUCAUGCACUUGAAACCCAUUUCUCGAGAGCUGAGAAGAGAGCUUUAUGGGCGUCGUAGAAAAAGACGUCGCUCUCGGUCAGGAUGUCGCGAGAGACGCUCUCGCUCUCGGGACCGCAGCCGUGGAGGUCGAGAACGCGAGAGGAGAAGAUCAAGAGAUCGUGAACGUUCUGGAAGAUUUUGAGCCAUGACACAGUUUUGCUGCCCAUGCGUUGUUGCUUAGUGUCAUCAAACAAUGAAAUGACAUCGUUACUUACUUGUUUAUUUAAGUGUACAGUUUUUUGUUUUUCAAUAAAAGUGCAUUUUUAUA